Gryllus bimaculatus (two-spotted cricket) is the source of this 558-nucleotide messenger RNA. Lineage: Eukaryota; Metazoa; Arthropoda; Insecta; Orthoptera; Gryllidae. The record is from the annotation of a GenBank genome assembly.
CAAAAUCGUUUCAACAAGAAAUUGAAAGAUAUUACAGUUAUUGAACGAGAGAAACUGGUCUUGGAUAUUGAAUUGCAAGAUCAAACGGCUCCAGCGGAAUGGUUUUUUAAUGGGGAGCCAAUUCAGGAGUCUGAGAGAAUUCAGAUAAAGAACCUUGGUGGUGGUAAACACCAACUUAUUUUUAACAAAGCUGAAAUUUCUGAUGAGGGUGAAAUUCGAUGUGAUUCUGGUAAACUCUCCUCCUCCUGUAAAGUCUCUGUUAAGAAAGGUGAAGAGAGGCCAGUCAUUGAUUUUGGUGAUACAGUGGAAGGACCAUGUAGUAAGCCAAUUAUAUUUGAAGUUCCAUUUAAAGUGGAAGGAAAUAAACAGUCCCAGAUUGAAGCUAAACUGAUUAAGGAUGGAAAAGCCUUGCCAUUGAAAGAAGUGGAAAUUGUUGUUCAAGAAGACAAAGCUGUUUAUAAAUUUAAGAAGCCAGUCCGUAAUUUGUCUGGAGCAUAUCAAAUUAAAAUUUCAAAUUCUCAAGGAGAAGAUGUUAAAAAUGUUCAAAUUAAUAUGCAA